AUGUUACUGUGGAUUCUGUCGGCAUCAUACCUUCUCGCUGCCAUUCCAAAGUCAUGCGCGCUGCCUCAGCAGUUGCAGAAUGGACUUGAUCAGAAGAGGGAAAACAGCAAACAGCUCACCAAGGAAUUGCAACCAUACCUGGAAGAGAAGAAGACAGGAGAAAAAGCUGAGCAAGAAUUGUCCGAGUUAUCGGAUGCAUUGGUUGAAGCUCGAGAUCAAAUAGAAGGACCCGCCUCGACUGUGGAUAAAAAACAGGAGGAAAUAGAUCAGAUUCGUGAUGAGAAUCAAUAG
Molecule: messenger RNA, 291 nt
Organism: Ostertagia ostertagi
Lineage: Eukaryota; Metazoa; Nematoda; Chromadorea; Rhabditida; Trichostrongylidae
Source: the annotation of a GenBank genome assembly